Photinus pyralis (common eastern firefly) is the source of this 1682-nucleotide messenger RNA. Its product is annotated as ras-like GTP-binding protein RhoL. The record is from RefSeq and is a predicted model, not a curated record. The transcript has 6 exons. Bases 743 to 1366 code for a protein of 207 amino acids. Gene Ontology annotation, molecular function: GTP binding; GTPase activity. Lineage: Eukaryota; Metazoa; Arthropoda; Insecta; Coleoptera; Lampyridae. Gene Ontology annotation, biological process: small GTPase-mediated signal transduction; sleep; positive regulation of voltage-gated potassium channel activity.
UAUUUGUUAAGUUUAUUUACUAUUGGUAGUAGUGUCGAUUUACUUCAUAUACUUCAAACCGUUGUUUAUUACAUCCGUGUAAAUAGCCGGUGGAAACUCAAACCCGUGCAUAUUUUCGUGUAAACAUAGAUACAACAGUUCAUUACGAGUAUAGGUUACAACUGUCUCAAGAAAUGGGCCGAGUUGGAUAGUAGAUCAAAAGAAAACGAAAAGAAGUCACGUGAUUUAAUAUUGAUAACUUAUAAAAACUACUUGUUUAAUUGUUCCAUAGGUGGACAACUUCUGUCAAACGCUGCCCUAUUAAAAAAAAACUUGUACUUCGUACUUGAAUUGUAAGCUUAGUUAUUCAAUACCUACCUACUAAAUGCUCCCUAAUUCAAUGGGUAAACAUAAUGGAAACCGAUUUUUGAAAACUAAAAGCAAUUUCCUCUCACAUUAGAGAGGCAAUCUAUUUCCCGGAGAAUCGAAAUGGCUCCUAUGCCACUCAAAGCCCGCAAACACCCGCUGAUACGAAUGUCAUAUUGAGCGCCGGAAUGAAAACAAUAGUUUCAUUGUUACCACAAACGUCAUUGAAAUAAUUACAGUCUGUUAUUCAAGAGCAUGCGAAACGUGCUAAUCUUUUUUGAAUAUUUGCGUUGGAGUUCCCGAGUGUUUGUUCUCCAAACAUGUAUCACUUAGAGACUGACGUCACCCGAUAGCGGAACUAUGAGUCUCGCCCAAUCUGUAUAAUUACUUAAACACAAUGGCCAGGUGCACGAAUGUUACGUUGGUGGCAGUCGGAGACCACGACAGCAAAAAGACGGAUUUGUUGUUGAAAUAUACCACGGACAAGAAGCUGAGGGACGAAUUUAAACCUUGCAUCUUUACGAAUAACGUGCAAAAUGUGGUGGUGGAUCGAGCACUUUACUCCGUUCAUUUUGUUAACGCCGAGAGUGAAGACGUCUUCAAAAGCUUGCGCUUGAAGGAUUACGAAAAGGCGGACUGUUUCCUCUUGUGUUACUCGAUUAAAAGUAGGGCGUCUUUUGAAAACGUUGCGAAGUGGUGUAUUGAAGUGAGGCGGUGUUUGCGUCACGUGCCCUUAGUCUUAGUAGGUUCCGCUUUGAAAUGUUAUCUAUGCGCAGGCUCGCUGAAAAGUGAUUGCAAAGUAGGCAAACAAAUAUCAAUGGUAGAGCAAGAAUGUCUCAACUUUCCGAAUUUCCAUGAUUUCUGCAUUCAGGGCACUAGCACUAAAACGGUCCGUCCGGAGGUAUUUAUGCGAGGAUGCGCAAUUAUUCCCAAGAAUGAGACGGAUCCGUGCAAAUAUCUAGCGAAUUUUGUACCUAUUUUGGGUUGUCAAUUUUGCACUACCGAUUUUUGCAAUAAGUGAAGGAAGAUGUAAAAAGAGGAUGGAACUGGAAACAGUAAAUUGCUUCAACCUGGAAGGGAGAAAUUUCGUAUCAUCUCGAAAUGAUUCUGGCUGUACCUGAUGAUGGUUAUGAGGGGCUCUUUUUAUUCCGUAACCGUCAAGUAGCAAAGGUACGAAUUCUGUUCUUCAAAUUAACUCGCUUACUGGGUGUUCUUGGGUGAGGAAUUACCAACUUCAUAUAGGUUUGAGUUUCGCCAGCUUUUUCAGGGGCUGGGUGAAACCUACUGGGGCGUUUUUGGACGUGUUUAAAAAAAAGAGUGUAAACAAAAGCGAAUGG